AUGUCUUCCAUACAAUUCGAAUUUCGGGUACCAAGAGGAGUUGAAAGCUUCCAGUUACAAAGUGGAAUAUGGCUUAUGAAGAUAUGGGGAGCCCAAGGAGGUUCCUUCAACUCUUCCGGGGGCCAUGGUGCAUAUUCCGAAGCAAUCUUGAUAUUAGAUAAAAUAACCACACUUUACGCAUAUGUUGGAGCACAAGGAAAGUGUGGCCAUACAAACUUCACGACAGGACCAUUCCAGGGCGGUCCAAAUAAAAUAUGCGAUUUCGAUUCAUGUACAGGUGGCUCCGCUACCUUUAUUUCGAGAGAUCCAUUUGGGAAAAACAUUCUCCUGAUAUCUGGUGCAGGAGGUGGAUCUGGAUAUUGCCUUGGUGAGUUUUUUGGCGGUGUUGGCAGUCCUUUUGCCGGAGAUGCGCUUGGAGAUGCAACAGAACUUCCAAAAGAAGAUGUGAAGAAAGUCAGAGGCAAAGGAGCAACGUCAACUAGGCCUGGAUCUGGCGGAAUCUAUAUAGGCAAUAAAAAUUAUGGACCUACCCAAGGAAUAAUCGGAAAUUAUUUGAAAGGUGGUGAUGCAAAUUGCAGCGCCUCUGGAUCGGCUGGGGGCGGUGGAAGCGGGUAUUUCGGCGGUGGCGGUGGUGCAGAUCUGGCAGGUGGUGGUGGUGGGAGCAGCUACGCAUCGCCAGAUCUGUACAACGUCAUUUUACUCGGUGGUGACAAAACAUUCAAUUCACCGAGUGGAAAUCCCGUCAUCGGCCACACUGGCGAUGGUUUCAUCCGAAUUGAACCAUCGAGUCCUUUCACUCUUGAGAAGAACACCAUUGGCUGCAAAUGUUCUUACCAACGAAAUAACUUUAUUUUAUACUCUGCUCAUCUUUUCAGCAUUGGAUUGGUCUCUCUGAUGUUUGCAUAA
Molecule: messenger RNA, 906 nt
Organism: Trichomonas vaginalis G3
Lineage: Eukaryota; Parabasalia; Trichomonadida; Trichomonadidae
Product: glycine-rich protein family
Exons: 1
Coding region: 1-906 (301 amino acids)
Source: RefSeq, a predicted model, not a curated record